Prunus armeniaca (apricot) is the source of this 276-nucleotide messenger RNA. NCBI's taxonomy places the organism in Eukaryota, Viridiplantae, Streptophyta, Magnoliopsida, Rosales, Rosaceae. The record is from the annotation of a GenBank genome assembly.
AUGGGUCUCAACAAUGUUCAUGACACCGUUCGCACCAUGAUGACAUCAUUGCCCAAUAUUCAUCAAGCUUAUUCAUUCGUUAGCAACCAUGAGCAACAACACCAAUUGUCAUCGGAACAAUGCCAACAAUUGCCGUAUGAAAAUUUUUUUCUUGCUGCCACGACACAAACUCUUUCCGACAGUACUGCGAUCAUUGCAAUCGCCAGGGACACACCAUCGACAAUUGCCGCACUCUCAAAUACCAUUGUAACUUUUGUGACAAAAGAAGACAUAUAG